AUGAGUCCGAAUGGCGAUACCUAUGCAGACAAAAACUCCUUCGUGCGCUUCAGCGAUCCGAACCUCGACCCUUCUCGCUCGCAAACCAGACUCGUGAUAGCCAACGUCCACCUCGCACACUCCGACCCGGAAGAAGAGAAGAAGCUAUGGGAUGUGGUCAUAGAGAAAGGUUUCAUUCAGAGCGUCCAGCCAGCGGCGCCACAUUUCACUAGAAGACCUUCACUUCUGAGUUGGAUUUCUCGCUCGCCCCCGAGCCAGUUCGUUAUCGACGCGAACGGGGAGGGCUUGCUUCUGCCAUCUCUGUGUCACGCACAUAUACAUCUUGAUAAAUGCUUUCUGCUGGAUCAAUGCGGCUCACUCGAGACGGGAACUUUCAAUGAAGCUAUGAGAGUUACCUCCGAGGCGAAGGCCAGCUUUGCCGUCAACUCACAAGACCUGUACGACCGUGGAAAGCGUCUUAUAGGGGAUAGCCUCGCUGCAGGUGUUACCACCAUCCGUGCGCACGUUGAAGUCGACACUACCGUACGCUUCGCCUGCCUCGAUGCCGCGACCCGGCUUAAGACAGAGUUUGCUCGGCUUUGCGACAUCCAAAUCUGUGCCUUUGCGCAAGACCCUCUUUUUUCAGCCGACGGAAACGUCGAGGAACUGAGCGACAACGCAAAGUUACUGGAAGAGGCAGCACGUCGAAGCUCAGUAUCCGUGAUAGGCUCAGCGCCCUACGUCGAGCCCACGCGCCGAGGAUCACUCGCGAAUAUCGACUUUAUCCUAGAUCUCGCGCGCCAAGGCAACGCGGAGAAGAAGCUACUCGUCGACUUCCAUCUCGAUUACAACCUCUCAGAGGAGACUGCCCCGAUGGUUUACGACGUCAUCGCUGCUAUGAGAGCCGUGCAGUGGACCACAGAAAGCCCUCGCGUAACACUCGGCCACUGCACGCGAUGGUCGCUCUUCUCUCCUGACGAAUGGGCGCGCCUGAAGGCAGCAAUCGGUGAACUACCAAUCUCGCUCGUCGCUCUCCCACAGAGCGAUGUGUACAUGAUGCGCACGUCUGAGCGUCGGCGUGGGACUGUAGAUGCGCACGUUGCGGCGGGUGCGGGAGUAGAUGUCGCGCUCGCCGUAAACAACGUAGGAAACGCUUUCACGCCACAGGGCAGCGCUGACCCACUGGGACUUGUGCCUCUUGGCGUGGCCCUGUAUCAGGAUGCGACAUCACCGGCCCUUCGCAGACUCCUGAGAUGCGUGUCGACGGCCGCGCGCGGCGCAAUUGCCUUCUCGCAGCCACCGCAUCAAGGGCUUCUGCCGCAUGCCGGCGGGGAAGACGACCUGCUUGUUCGCGAAGGCGACGCCGCAGAUUUAGUUCUGCUUCCUCGGCGCUCGUCCGUCCGUGCAGCAGCGCUCGACCCGUGUUUCUCGCGCAUCACCAUUCGCUCCGGCAAUAUCGUCGCACGGCGGGAUACAAGUGUAGUGUUCACGGACGAUACGCACUUCCGUCAAUCUCCGAACCUAUCAUGGUGUUUGUGGGUGGGUGCUGGAAUACUGAUUGGCGUGGGCAUCUUUCAGUGUCGGCGAUGA
Messenger RNA from Peniophora sp. CBMAI 1063, 1569 nucleotides. The record is from the annotation of a GenBank genome assembly. NCBI's taxonomy places the organism in Eukaryota, Fungi, Basidiomycota, Agaricomycetes, Russulales, Peniophoraceae.